AUGGAGGCCGAAAUCCGCGCCCACAUUCCAAACAUCGACCCUAUCUUGACCGACUACUCCAUUGGAUAUCUUACUCAUGCCUCAAACUCUUUCUCUGCCGAUGCCGACCCAAAUGCCCCGACACCCCUGUCCGAGGCUGCUGCCUCCAUCACCGCACUAUUAGUCUCUGCAUCCGGGGACUUGUCUGACAAGAAUCAGUCAAUCAUCCAGAAUCUUGUCGACAAGUUUGUCUCCCGACUGAGCACUGCAAAUGGCGCCAAUAAUGGAAACCGCCAAAUGGCUCCAACGACGAGAAGGCUGGAUCAAGCUAUCAAUGUAGGUGCCCAGCGGGGCAUGUCCUCCACCCUAGGUUUGGCUGGAGGCAAUGUAGACUUGGAAUCUGCCAAUGCCCGCAAGGUCGAAUCUCGCGUCGAUCGCAAGAAGCUAGAGAAGGCUGAGCGCAAGAUUGCUGCAAAGCAGGCUCGAAAAGUCAUGAAGAAUGUUGAAUAUGAAGCGUCAAGAUUGCUUGACAUCCCUGAUGAGACCCAGUCCUAUGAGGACUUUUACAUGGCCGUCAAUCCUUUGCAGCUAGGCAACGAGAACGCCUCCAAGAGCAAGGACAUUAAGGUCGAAGCCAUCGACGUGGCCAUAGGUGGUUUGCGAAUCUUGACUGACACGAACCUUACCUUGGCGUACGGCCGCAGAUACGGUCUGGUCGGUCAGAACGGUAUUGGUAAAAGUACUCUGUUGAGGGCUUUGAGUCGACGAGAAGUGGCUAUUCCAACUCAUAUUUCAAUUCUACACGUAGAGCAGGAGAUUACUGGAGAUGAUACCCCGGCUCUUCAAGCAGUGCUGGACGCCGAUGUCUGGCGAAAGCAUUUGCUAAAGGAGCAGGAGAAGAUCACCAAGGAACUGAACGCUAUCGAAUCAGAGCGUUCGUCGUUGGCAGAUACAUCCACGGAUGCAGCUCGACUAGACAAGCAACGCGAAGGACUUGACCAGACCCUCUCUGACAUUCAUGGCAAAUUGUCCGAAAUGGAGUCUGAUAAGGCAGAGUCUAGAGCGGCAAGUAUUCUCGCUGGUCUUGGUUUCUCGCCAGAGAGACAGCAAUUUGCUACCAAGACUUUCUCAGGAGGAUGGCGGAUGAGAUUGGCCCUGGCCCGAGCCCUCUUCUGUGAACCUGAUCUUCUACUUCUUGAUGAACCUUCCAACAUGUUGGACGUGCCUUCUAUCACUUUCCUGGCCAAUUACCUACAGACAUACCCGAGUACUGUCCUGGUAGUGUCUCACGACCGGGCUUUCCUCAACGAGGUAGCUAUGGAUAUCAUCCAUCAACACUCGGAGCGUCUUGACUACUAUAAAGGCGCAAACUUUGAUUCCUUCUAUGCUACGAAGGAGGAGAGAAGGAAGACAGCAAAGCGAGAGUACGAGAACCAGAUGGUCCAGCGAAAACAUCUGCAAGACUUCAUCGACAAGUUCCGUUACAAUGCAGCCAAGUCGUCAGAGGCGCAGUCACGUAUCAAGAAGCUGGAGAAAAUGCCGGUUCUCGAAGCCCCUGAGAGUGAAUAUACUGUUCACUUCAAGUUCCCCGAGGUUGAGAAGAUGUCGCCUCCCAUCAUACAGAUGACCGACGUCACUUUUGGCUACGAGCCUGGCAAGACUUUGCUCAAGAAUGUCGACUUGGACGUCCAACUUGAUUCUCGAAUCGGCAUUGUCGGGCCCAAUGGUGCCGGUAAGACAACGGCGUUGAAGCUGCUUACUGGAGCGUUGCAACCAACAUCUGGACUUAUAUCUCAAAAUCCCCGACUCCGCCUGGGAUUCUUUGCGCAACAUCAUGUCGACGCUCUAGAUAUGAAUGACAGUGCUGUUGGGUUCAUGGCGAAGACCUACUCUGGAAGGACCGAAGAAGAGUACCGUCGCCAUCUCGGUGCCUUUGGCAUCACAGGUAUGACUGGCUUGCAGAAGAUGGGAUUGUUGUCGGGAGGUCAAAAGUCACGUGUCGCAUUCGCUUGUUUAUCCUUGCAGAAUCCGCAUGUUCUGGUACUUGACGAGCCGUCCAAUCACUUGGACAUUGAGGCUAUGGACGCCCUAUCGACUGCGCUGCAGCAAUUCCAGGGUGGUGUGCUCAUGGUCAGUCACGAUGUCACAAUGCUACAGAAUGUUUGCACGAGUCUGUGGGUGUGUGACAAUGGCACAAUCGAGCAUUUUGAUGGAACAGUCAGUGAUUACAAGAAAAGGAUUACAGCACAGGCAAACGAGGCUGGUGUUGUGGCAGCUCACUAG
Molecule: messenger RNA, 2262 nt
Organism: Pseudovirgaria hyperparasitica
Lineage: Eukaryota; Fungi; Ascomycota; Dothideomycetes; Acrospermales; Acrospermaceae
Product: putative translation initiation regulator
Exons: 4
Coding region: 1-2262 (753 amino acids)
Molecular function (GO): ATP hydrolysis activity; ATP binding
Source: RefSeq, a predicted model, not a curated record